GUUCCUGUUUAGAAAUUAACAGAGUUUGACGUUUGUCCUUAUGAGUGGCAUCGUUUGUGCUCAUGCUCGAUAUUUAAAGAACCAAACUAUGACAGGAAUAUAUGUUAUGUGUAGGAGAGGAUAGAAAGUACACGAUGACGGCCUCGGCGAUUUAUUUCAGACUAAAUCAAAUAAUUUCUUUUUAGACAACGUAACGUUUAUUGUCAACAUGCAAGUUACAUAGGAUUUAAUCAGGAGUACUUGCGCUAAUGUGAUCUGACUCAUCGCUAUGGAAAAGGAUAUCCCGCGCGAUGUAACAAGGACACCAUCCUUCCAGGAGGCUUCAGACCUCCUCAAGGUCCACCUCCAGAAGAAACACCGCAUCAAACGCCGCUCACCCUGCCCUCCUCAGCCUCCCACUAAACAGGAGGUCCGCAAUGAAGCUGCCAGAAUUCUGGAACAGUUUCUUAUGAAGGAACUGAAAGAAAAUAAGGGCAAACAUGGAAAACCCCUAAUAGGUACGGCAUAUCAACAGGUGAAAGAUGUGGAUGUUACAGAGGAGGAAUAUUACCUCCACAACUCCUACCACUCCCACCAGGGGGCACUAGUGUCUCCUGACAGCUCGAGCGGCAGGCAACACUCUAUCGGCAACUCAAGUCAUGCUGGUCGUGCCUCAGUGAUUCACUCUCGUGGACCCUCAGAGCUGUCGCACGCUUCAGUGACCUCUGGUAAAACGUCAUCUGUGAUCCAUUCUCGUGAAACGUCAGAACUCUCUCGUACUUCCAUUAAUUCUGGUAAAACAUCCAUCCAUUCAUUAUUGGGAGAUAAUGAAGAUAUUCCAUUUGCUGACGAUUAUGACACAGUGCCUCGGGCAAAAAGUUUGCCGCCAAAUUUGUCCCCAGCUCACAGAAUUGAUAAUAAUGUAAUGACAACGUCGUACUCAUUGAGUCCCUCAAAGCUUGAGAAUUUAGACAAAACUAAAGACUUAGAGGAUUUAAAGUCAAAGAAAAAAACGUCUAGGAUACCACCAAAGCAAGUUAAUGGAAACUCCUCACCAACUGUCGUUCAAAGAGGACGUCAGCGUUACAGAUCAGGGUCUCUCUCUUCUUCAGAUACUGAAACUGAGGUAGUUUCGCCAGAAAGAAAGAAAAAAUCUGUGUUCAAAAGAGCGAAAGAAAGAUUAAAUAGUGUUUUAAACAGGAGUAAAGACAGAAAGAAUGAAGACAGGGAGGGUGACAAUGUAACGAAAAAGGGGAAAUACAGUCAAGGCAAGAACAAUGGGGCUAAAGUUUUGGAGGAAAGACAUACCCACAAGCAUGGGCAUAUCGAACAGCAUCACUAUACAGAUGGAGAGCGAGCAGGGUUGGUAAGAUCGCAGGAAACCUGGGAGUCAACUGAUAUCACCGAUCAGGAACAUCACAAACGAAAACACAUUGACAAGCAUAGCAACAUUAAGGAAAGUGCCGAUUUGUCCAGUUCAGCGAAGACAUCCGAGGGAGGAAUCUUCAGCAGUCUUCGCAAACUGACCACACGCAGAGGCAGGAAGUCAAGGAAGAAAGUUCCAGGUUCAAAGUCUGCUGACUUCAACUUGAUAAAGAAGAAGAAAGGAAGGAAAGCAUAUCAAAGGAACAUUUCAGUUCCAGAUGGCCCGCUUAAGGACGGGGAGAACAGCCAUUUUGAGUCCAGCUUUUUUCAAACGGAUGGACGACAGAAGAAAUAUACAACACAAGUGACCGCUAUAGAUGAUGUAGGUCUUAAUGCCAUCAGCAAUCUGGACAUUGGUCAAAGGUCUGAACCAAUGGAUGUUGAAGGGCAGGUCCUUCAUGCUAACCAGUCGUUUGCUCUUGACUAUGAUAUUGAUGAAACAGAGUUCAGAAGGAGAUUGCCUACAGGGGAAAUAGAUAUUGAAAGGAAUGUCCACCAACAUCACACAAUAAUGGAUGAUCUUGAUGUGGAUGGGGAUACACAGCCAGAUGAUCAAGGUGAAUAUGAUGAUAGAACAGAUGCAGGCGAGGGAGCGGUGGGUUCCCCGCCAGACGCUGCAACACAAGCGGACAAGGAGAAAUUGUAUGGAAUCAUAGCGGACCGACUGGCAGAGAUGGGAGAUAGCUAUAUGGCAGGGGCAUCAGGCGAGGCUCAUACUACUUCUCCUCGGCGGACCUCAAAUACACCUCAGGCGUCUCUCGAAGCAUCAUUUGAUGUCCGGGAUGGUGAUGGUUUAAAUUCGCUGGAGAGAGAACUCAGAGAUAGUUUACGGAACUUUGGAGACAAUUUCAGUGUCGAGCAUCCAGUGUCAGCCGAGGUCACCGGGGCAGCAGUGGACAUUGUCAAACAGGCUACCUACAACUCAUUCACCGAUACGCUCAAACGGGCCAUGGGGGACGAGGUCGGCUGGGACCAACUUGCCACACUUUUCUACAUUACCAAGAAAACGGUGCAUGCUGCAGGAGUCGGAGGGGCGGUUGCCCUGAAGGUGAAGGAGAUGAGUCUGCGUUACCUGGAGGAUAAGUUUGCCGGCUGGAUCGUUGAUCAGGGUGGAUGGGACACUGUCCUCGAGUCGGAGAGUACAGACUCCGAACUGGAUUGAUCGGAUACUGAGGCUGGCAUGUGUUUAAAAAAAAAAACUUACUGUGAUGAUGUUUAUGGAGCAGUGAACAAAAUGCAAUGACAAUUAUAUGUGGCCUUUACUUGGUUUAUCAUUCACGGUCAUACAUAUUCUGCGUGUUUUGGAUUGCACAAGAGUUUUAUCCUCUCUCACAUUGACGCUAACGUAUGGACGGCCCGAUUAUUGGCCUCUGCGAAUUCCUUUUAUAUGAGGCGCCAGAUGCUCAUAUUAAUUAAGACAUUUACUGCACAUCUUAAACAUUUGCCCAUAUCUUCCACUGGUACUAGAGCCCUUUUAGGAUUUUCUCCUGUCAACCGUGGAGCUUUUUAUGGCCUUUAACAGUGCCUGAGGUCCCGAUAAGGCCACCCCAGGCCUUUAUAUAAUAAAAAAAUAACUUAAUAAACCAUGGACGCUCAUUCUGGAUAGCGACCUAAUUCAAGUUGUAUUCCACCGACUGUUAUCCCGUCAGUUAAUGGAGCUGUUCCGAGACCCAUGGAAGACAAAGGCUAAGCCAAAUGUUUAAACAAUUUAUUGAUGUUUUGUGGACUGCUGAGCAGAUAUUUCCAGGAAGUUUACUAGAUAUAUAAGAAACUAAGUUGUCCGUGUUGAAGUUUCAUUUAAAUAAUUGUUGUAAUUAUGAAUUAUAGAUAUUCGUGUGAUAAAAAAGCCCCCCCUUACCAUUUUCAAGAUGGAAGCAUGUACAGUUAUUUUGACCUCAUUUUAUUAAUAUCAGAAAAUCAAGGAAAUUGCUUAAUUUAAAAAUAUGCUAUAAGAAAGCUUUUAUACACGAUCUAAGUGUUUUUAUCUAAUUCUUUAAAAUUCCAAAUUGCUUUCCAAUAGAAAAACAAAUUAUCUUCAUGCAGACCAGGUGACUGCAUGAAUCAUAAUAAGGAAUUGAAAUACAUGUGUACAUUAAACCUGUGUAUAAGCAAAGGUGUCCUUUAUAGAGAGGUUUCCUUUAUAUAGAGGGUUACAAUGUAAUUUUAGAAGUGAGGAAAUAUUUCUCCUGUUGGAGGACUUGAGUGAAUGUUUGGAAUAGUUGUUUGCAGUGGCCUAGCCCAAGUUUCCUGUGGCCCUGACUCCAUGUCUGUUCAUGGUGUCUGGGUCAGAGGAAACUCAGGUUAGCAGUGGCCAUAUCCUCUUAAAGAGAAUUUGUUACAAUGUGUUCAAAGUAUAAAUUUUAUUUCAUCUGUGAUCUCACUUUUUACAUUUAUUUUUGUCAAUAUAUUUUCUUUUUAAUGUUUUGGUGCAAGAGUUCGAAGAAUAACAUUUUGUCCCGAAAUAUUUCUAUGCUAUAUAUAACAUAGUUUUUUGUUUUAUUUUUCUUAAUUUUGUGUGGAUUUUAAAAGAAGUUUUAUGACAAUUAACUAAAUGCUCUGCAGGAUUUUAUACUGUUGAUAUUUUUCACAAUGGAGGCAUUGAGCUUGAUUAUGAAUUAAUCUUUCAUUAUGCAGUUUUUGUCAAGUAAUGGCGAUUCACUAAUUCAUCAUUUCGUUAAUCUGUUUAAAAUUGCUUGUUUGUUUAAUUAGAAUGUGCCAACUAAUUAAUGCUUUCAUUAACAAGAUAAAAACUGGUACAGUACUUAGUCAUAAUUUGGAAAUUAAAAUGCAUUACUGUGUGCCACUUUAUCACUAGCCCUCCACCUCUGGGUUGCGAGUUCGAAACAUACGUGGGGCAGUUGCCAGGUACUGACCAUAGGCCGGUGGUUUUUCUUCAGGUACUCUGGCUUUCCUCCACCUCCAAAACCUGGCACGUCCUUAAAUGACCCUGGCUGUUAAUAGGACGUUAAACAAAAACAAACAAAAGCAUUACUGUGUAAUGUUUGUAUGAUCAAUUUGUGUGUCCCCUUAACAUUGUCCUCGUCUGUUUCUGUGGAAGAACUUAAGUUUACAUUGCUUUAGUGAAAAUGUUCGCUUAGCAUUUUUUUUUUCAGGUCAAAGGUCAUAGUCUUAAGAAACAUUCAGUAAAACAGAAAAUUGGUUUCUGCGAAAUAAUUAAAGAGUUACAUUGGCCAGACAAAUUCAAAAUUUAAUCUGCGCAUCCAUUUUGAAAGUGUUUCCAUGGUAACAGUCUAGGAAUCUUUUAUAUGGUUUUUAAUUAAAAAAGUAGGUCAGUCUGUUUUAUAAGAUAACCUGUCAAUUGUAAGCUGUGUAUAGAUUGUUUAUAGCAUGUCGAUUGUUAGCCAUGCUUGAGAUGUAUUCUCCUCUGUUGUUUGGUGAUAAGGGAGGUUAUAUCGCAAAGAGUACACCAUUUUUUAUCCGGACUACAGAUUUGUUUUUAUUUAGUCUGUAUAUGUACUACUAGGUUAAAAAUCUACAUUUAUUAUUGGUUGAAAUACAUUUGAUGGUGUGUACGACUAUAAAAACAGAGAAAACUACAUUUUUUACUAUAAUAGGUUAAAUCUGUAUGCUAGAACAAUCUUAUAUUAUGGACAAGUGUACAUGUAUAUAUCGUAUGUCUAUACAGUCAAGCUGUGUAAUCUCAAACUCUGAUAACUUGCAGACCCUACAAGUAAAAUUCAGUUCUGAGAGUGAAAAUUCUAUAUGAAAUAUAUUCGGUUAAAUCAAAAACUCAGGAUAUCUUGAAAUUUUAUUAAAUGAUUUCGAGAUUUUACCAGGUUUGACCGUAUAAUUGAUGUAUCUUGUUGUAAUCAAUUGAAAUGUAACAUGAAAACCACUAACCAAAUCAGGUACAAGCUAAAUAAAUGUCCCACCGACAAUCAUCCAGACUUAUUAACAUACCUUUCCUAAUUUGGUCCUAAAUUACUCAAAUUGUUAAUUGGUCGUAAAACAAUAUCAUACCAUACUCUACCAAAUAAAUCCUUAAAUCUACAUUUUAACAUAUAUACUUCCUGUUGGUGUGAACUCUCCACAUUCCUCGUUCAAUAACACCAGAUUUUUUAUUUUAGCUUCCCUGUGAUGAGUGCCAGGAAACUUAACAAUAGUAAUAGUGUUUUGUGAUAUGUAUUCAUUGUCAUUGAAGACGUCGGCCUUUGUGAAGGUUUGGACAUGUGUUUAAACCUUUGUUCUUUCAUUGUAAUAUGGGGUAACAAAUGCUUGUAUUGUUUUAAAUCUGAAAAAUUACUGUGACUUGUCAAUUUUCUAUGAUAUAAUAUCAUGGUUUUAGUGAAGCAUGAAAUCUUUUAAGAAUUAUUUCAAAUACAACAUACAUUGUUAACGAGGGUUGCAAUCUUUUCCUGUUGUGUCAUGUCUGUUGUCUGUCUGACUUUAACUUUUUCUGUAAACGACUAAAUAUCUUGAUUAUCAACAAAGGUCAGGAUAUUGGAACAGUAGCAUGCUAAGAUAACCAACUACCUGGGUUGAACAACUCAAUGAUCUUGACCUACUUUGAAGGUCACAGGGGUUAAAUGUGUUCAAAUCCUAAAAUGUUGACUUCUGUAUAACUAAAAGCCAUAUAGGGUACUGAUACUAUCACAGUAGUGUGAUAGGACAAAGGGCGACUAUAAGUUUGUUAAAAUGCUUGGCCUUGACCUUCUUGGAAUGUGUUUAAAGUCUUUAAAAGACAUUUUGAUAGAAAAGAGACCCACAGUUAUGAUAUUUGACCAGAAAUAUGUUUGGAAGAAUUGCUACCAAGUUUGUUCAAAUAAAUGAAUCCAGGUCCAUGUUAGAAUGAAUAGCUAUUAAUUUCGGAAACAUCCUUUAUACUAACACAAAUAACUAAACCUUCAACUAAGUCUUCUCAUCAACUGCAAAACAUGUGAGCAUUAUUGAGGCCCAUUGGGCCUGUUGUUUACCUAAAUUCUGUAAAUAAUAUGACACCAAUAUUAUAGUGAUAUAUACUGUAUACACUAAUGGCCCCAACCUUGGCAGCGUUCCAACGUAUACAUGUCUGAGUAAUAAGAUGUUGUAUUUUUUAUGUGCGAGAAAAAAAGUAACACCAAUUACUUGUGAGCAGUUUCUGUGAUAAUGCUCUCCUUCAAAUUGUGUUCUGAUUCCAUUCUCGUAGUUUGACCAUUUUUCCAUAUUGUAACCCUGUUUACUUGUCAAGUAAAACUACCUACAUAUGGUCAUAUCGUUAACUGCAAAUUCAUUGCUGGAAGUUGUUUUCCACAUAAGACAAAAAUAAAUAACAUAACAACAACAACAACAACAGAAUAUAAAUACCCGGUAAGUGUUGUGUAUGUAUUUUGUACCCUGAGCUUAUAAGGAUUGAAUGUUGAUUAAUGUUUUAACAAAGUGUGAUAUGUCUAUGAAAGGUGUUUUCUGCUCAAUUAAUUAAGUGCUUCAUUUCAAGAGAAAUUAUCUGUGACUUUUGUUUAUAAUUUCCUAGAAUUGUCGAUUAACUAAUAUAUAAUGAAAUGAAUGUUAUUGUGAAGCAAUAUAUUGUUGAAUUCAUGAAUAUGUGUACAAUAUUAUGGGUUGUGAGAGGUAAAAUUCAUGUUUGAUAUA
Pecten maximus is the source of this 6993-nucleotide messenger RNA. RefSeq lists its product as uncharacterized. Gene Ontology annotation, biological process: regulation of apoptotic process. Lineage: Eukaryota; Metazoa; Mollusca; Bivalvia; Pectinida; Pectinidae. The transcript is spliced from 8 exons. The record is from RefSeq and is a predicted model, not a curated record. The coding region runs from base 269 to 2566 and encodes 765 amino acids.